UCGUCGCCGUCGCACGGAAAAAUCCUCGUUCACUUUGUUCGCUGUAGCGAGUCGGGUCGGGUGUCGAUUGAUUACGUUUGGUUUCGAGCGUUUAAUUCGCGAUUCCGCGCAAGUGACGAAAGGCAGAAGCAAAGAGGAGCAAGAUUCUCUUCUUUCCAUUCCGCGAGUGACACUAGUGUUCCACAUCGGAGCAGACGCACACACACACACACAGGAUGAAAAUCUGGACCUCAGAGCACGUAUUCAACCACCCGUGGGAAACCGUGGCCCAGGCGGCCUGGCGCAAGUACCCCAACCCGAUAAACACGGCCGUCAUCGGCACCGACGUCGUCGAGCGGCGCGUCGUGGACGGUGUCCUGCACACGCACCGCCUCGUCAGCUCCAAGUGGUACUUCCCCCAGUGGGCCCAGAAGCUGAUCGGAUCGCCGAACGUGUGCUACGCCAGCGAGCAGUCCACGGUGGAUCCGGGCAAGCGGCUGAUGACGCUCAAGACGAUCAACCUGACCUUUGGCAGCUUCCUGUCGGUGUACGAAACGCUCAGCUACGUUCCGCAUCCGACGGACCCGUGCAAGACGCUGCUCAAGCAGGAGGCCACCGUCCAGGUGGAGGGCGUUCCGCUGAACCGGUACAUGGAGGAUGUGCUCACGAAGAACAUCAGCACGAACGCGGGCAAGGGCCGGCAGGGCCUCGAGUGGGUGAUAGGAAAGCUCAACUCGGAGGUGAAAGAACUGGCCACGUCGGCCGCGACCAGCACGAACGAGAUCCUCACGCAGACAAAAAAGUCCCUCGACGACAUCACGGACCAGGCCCGGAAAAGCAUGGACGAGCUGAGCGCGACCGCCCAGAAGAUUCACAUAUAGUAACAAGCGCUGCGCGGCGUCGUCCUCAUCACCAUCACCAGCAGCUGCGACAGCAACACCAAGUUCAACAGGUAGUUCUGCUGAAGCCGGCAGCAAAAACAGUGCAGGAUCCAAGACUUCUUCUUCUUCUGCUACUACUUCUUCUGCUGCAACACCCGCAACGACGACUACACCGUCAUCGAGUUCAUCAACUUCAGCUAGAGCUAGUACAAUCCCGCCAAGCACUUCUUCCUGAUUUUUGGGCCAAACUUUCGUUUUGUCACCGUUUUUCCCCACUCUCUCUCUCCCUCAAUCUGUCUGUCUGUUGGUCACUAUUUUUCCACUGUGAAGCCAAAUUGCGACCUCUAAUUUAUUUUAUAUAGUUUGCCAAUUUAUUAAAUCCAUCGUUUUCGUAAAACUGUUUUGCUCUUUCUGUUACGCACUUUUCAACACAACAAUCGACGCCGGGCAGUUUGCGUGUGCUCUCCGCAACACCAAAAAAGAAAGCGAAAAGAAAGCAAAUCAGAGAGUUAGCAAUCCGUAACGAUUCUAGGAUUAAGGCAAUUCUAAAUGAAUGCGACAGAGAUGUAUAGUUUAAUCAACUUGUUCGACAUGGAAGGUGGGAAAAGGGGGAGAAAAUCAAACACUAUAUUAUCGUGUAAAUACUAUAAACUAAUUGUAAACGCUAUCCUUAAUUAAUCAAACCAACCAAAACCGUGAUUAUUUAGCAUUAAAACGUGACGCUACUAGUAUUACUGUAGGAACUUUGAUUUUUUUCAAUUACACAAUCACACAACUCUCGAGUUGGAGUCGCGAGCACCUUCUGUUUUCAUGCUUGAUUUUUGAUAGAGUUUAGAAUGCCAGCAGGAAAGUGGGAGGGAGAGUGUGGGGGAAAACCAAAUCCCGGAUUACAGUAGAGUAGAUUGACACAUUCCUGUGGGAGGAGGAUGCGCGGCGCGAACAAUAAAAAACAAGCACACCAUCAACCAAACAAAUGUUUAAACACGCGGGGGAGAAGCAAGUUAGGGCACCGUUUAGGAGGGAAAUUUAUCAAAACUUAAUCCCGUUGUGUGUGCGAGAAGAACUUUGAGUUAGGAGAGAACGUGUGAGUGAGCAAAAUUUAAAAUUUUGGACCAGAGCGUAGGCAAAAAAAAAUCAUCAUAAACAAGACAUACGUCGUUGCUGUAGGACAAUUGUUGCAAGAUGGGUGCGGUGAAAGGAAGGAAAAUUUGAAUUUGGACACAAAAGCAACAACAACUCUCUGUUGUUUAAACGUUGCAAUGUUUUUGAUUCCUGGAAGCAUGGAAAAGAUUUAAAAAAUAUAUAGUCUGUCUGAGUGUGAUAGCUUGGAUUGCAAAAAAAAAA
Molecule: messenger RNA, 2204 nt
Organism: Culex quinquefasciatus (southern house mosquito)
Lineage: Eukaryota; Metazoa; Arthropoda; Insecta; Diptera; Culicidae
Product: protein slowmo
Exons: 5
Coding region: 216-860 (214 amino acids)
Biological process (GO): phospholipid transport
Cellular component (GO): mitochondrial intermembrane space
Molecular function (GO): phosphatidic acid transfer activity
Source: RefSeq, a predicted model, not a curated record